CCCCUCCCCCUAUGAUAAGACACCUCGUUUCAGGCCCAUCGUUCUGCCGCUGCCGCUGCUCUCCAUCUCGCGGUCGUGGGGUUCGCACUGCGUCGAACCAUCUUCGCCCACCCGCUUCCAUGGCUUCACCCUCCGCCUCCUCCGCGAUCGCCUUCUCCGGCGGCGAAGGGGGAGGCUCGCGAACGAACGAACCCGUUUCCGGGGCCGUCUCUGCCCCCGAGGCCGCCGCGGGGGAGGAUGCGGAGUACGGGUUCCAGCGGCGGGGGUUCGGUAAGGGACCGCUCGUGGGGACGGUCCACCAGUACGAUCGGCACCUGUUCCUCUGCUACAAGUCGCCGGAGGUCUGGCCACCGAACGUCGAGGGGUCGGAGUCCGACCUCUUGCCGAGGUCGCUGGCGGGCGAGAUCAAGACCUGGCAGUCUUCGAUCGACAAGAAGACUCGUCUUACCAUAUGUCAAGGAGAGGAUGGCACUGAUUUCUCAAAUGGUGAUGUCUUGAUCUUCCCAGAUAUGUUAAGAUACAGGCAACUAACACAUUCAGAUGUUGAACAUUUUGUUGAUGAAGUGCUUAAGAAAAACUCUAAGUGGCUUCCAAAUCCACCUGAGCCACUUUCAGGUUCAUAUGUUUUUGUAUGUGCUCAUGGAAGCCGAGAUCGCAGGUGUGGUGUUUGUGGCCCUGUUCUGAUGCAACGAUUUAAGGAAGAGAUAUCAUCACGGGGUCUACAGGGUCAAGUAUUUGUCAGCCCUUGCUCGCACAUUGGUGGACACAAGUAUGCAGGAAACGUUAUAAUAUAUAGCCCAAAUGAUAAUGGAGAAGUGUCUGGACAUUGGUAUGGAUAUGUGACUCCAGAUGACGUGCCUAUAUUGAUGGAACAGCACAUUGGAAAAGGAAAGAUUGUAGACCAUCUUUGGAGGGGGCAGAUGGGCUUGUCCAUUGAUGAACAGAAAGCUGCUCAGAAUCUAAGGUUACAGCUUGAUGGGGGAUUGGACGAAAGCACUCACAAAGUAUCCACCGAUACCACCGGGGUCAGUGUAGGCGGUUGCUGUCAAGGCAUCGGUAAUACUACUUGUUGCCAAGUUAUGCCCAAGGAGAACCCCGAAAACCACAUUGCACAAGAGCAGGAGGCUCGAGACAUUGCACAGAAGAGCAGUGGCAAGGAUAGCAAUGCUGGCAACAGCAAAGAAGCCUGCACGGGGAAGCUCCAUGCGAUAUCUACCUGGUUCAAGAGCUGGGAACGAGAGGAAACCUACGCGGCCCUAGCGGUUGUUUCAGCCAUUGCUUCUGUUGCCGUUGCGUAUAGCUGUUACAGGCAGCUCAGAUGAGCGUGCACCGAUGUUCAUCAUGUUUUGUUCUAACUCGUGUUGCGAUAUUUGAUGCUUUCGAAUGUGCCAUCCUUGUAAGGCACCACUACUUUUCAGCUUGCAUGAUAGAAUAAGAAAUAAUGUAUGGUGGUGAAAAACCUGGUAAUUAUCCAUACAUUUAUUCGAAAUAAUAUACGCGACAUUACUUGUUAA
Molecule: messenger RNA, 1514 nt
Organism: Musa acuminata subsp. malaccensis (wild Malaysian banana)
Lineage: Eukaryota; Viridiplantae; Streptophyta; Magnoliopsida; Zingiberales; Musaceae
Source: RefSeq, a predicted model, not a curated record